This is a messenger RNA of Anastrepha ludens (Mexican fruit fly), 3483 nucleotides long. It is a transcript of the gene Son, whose product is annotated as protein Son. The record is from RefSeq and is a predicted model, not a curated record. Lineage: Eukaryota; Metazoa; Arthropoda; Insecta; Diptera; Tephritidae. Gene Ontology annotation, molecular function: RNA binding. Gene Ontology annotation, biological process: regulation of mRNA splicing, via spliceosome; regulation of cell cycle. The coding region runs from base 156 to 3209 and encodes 1017 amino acids. The transcript has 2 exons.
CAUUUGGUGAAAGAAUGCAGUUUUCGAUUUAUAUUUCCCAUGUUAAGAAAAACUUUAGAAGACCUCUUAAAUUAACACUACCAUUAAUAUGUGUAAGAAAAUAAACCUAUUAGAAAGUGUAUAUAAAUAGUGCCCACGUAAAGUCGUUUUCAAAUAUGCCAGAAGAACAGAAAGAUUCAGAUACUCGUGUUCCAUCGACAGUGCAGCAAGUUAAAGUUAAGCAAGAGAAAUUCGAUCCGGAGAUUGAAGCAAAAAUUAAUGCAAUCUCCAUAGCAAAUGUAGUAGUCAAGUCUGAAUUUGAUAAGGAAAGGAAAAAUUCACAGCUAGAUAUCGAAUAUGAAUUUGAAAAAAAUGAGAAAAGUGAAAAUGAGAGUGAAUAUGGCGACGGCAAUGACGGUAAAAGUGUCGACGACAAUGGUGAUGAAAAUGACAAUAAAUAUGGGUGUAAUGAUGGUGAUUCUAAUAUGACAGGGGCGAGUCUCGAUGAAGAUAAAAAAUCUAUUGCCCCAGUAAAAUCGUCAAACGAGAUACUCGCAGAGCUCUUUAAGGUAUUCAACGCUGCACCACCUGAGGAAUUAUUGGAUGAUGAAAGCCUCUUGAAGAAAAAUCAUAAACAUAAAAAGGACAAGAAAGAAAAGAAAAAAAAAGUAAAACGAGUAAAGGGUGUGUUGGAAGAUGAGCGAAAUGACAGUGAAAGUAAUGAAUCGAUUGUUCCUGCUGAUGGUAAGGAAAAGAAGUAUAAACAUAAACACAAGAAGAAAAAGAAACACAAACAUAAAGAUGAAAAGGACAAAGAACGGGAUAAAAACAAAGAUAAAGGUAAGAAGGACAAAGACAAAUCCAAAGACAGGCUAAAAAGCAAAGAGAAGUCAGUUGAAAAGUAUAAAGUCAACUCGAGAAAGUCAACCCCGCCAAGAAGCGCUAAAACUGAGCUGGAGGUUGAUCGUCGUAAUAACAAAUCACGCAAAAGACAUAUCGAUUCAGAUAGUUAUACUGAUCCAGUUUCGGUAAAGAAGAGUCGUAGCGCAGAUGGUCCGAAUCCCUUUCGUAGCUAUCCGAGAGACUGUAGACACGAAAAUGAUAAACAUAAUGAAAGAGAUCGUCCAAAUGACAAGCAUAGAGAUAAAGAUCUUGAGAAAGAUAAGGACAAAGAAAAAGUAAAGGAUCGUAAACAUAAUAGUUUUUACAAUGGUUGUCCCGAAUAUGAAUCGUCAAAGAAGGCAGUAAAAAUCAAAGAGGAGCCUAAGGACAUAACGCACAAACGUGGCAAUUACGACGGACAUAUUUCCGAAAUUUCACUUUCUGAUGAUGAGGAAGAUUAUCUGAAGGAGAGUCAUGUCAGCACGGAGUCGAAGAAUCAUCACAUCAACGAACGGCCACACAAUAGUUUCUACGCGGGAUUGAAGCGUAGUCGGAGCCGAGAUCAAGAUAGAGAUCGUAACCGUGAUCGUGAACGAGAGCGCGAAAGAAACUACCGCGGGGACGGACGAAGCCACAUCAAGCGCCCCAGCCGCAGCCGCGGUCGUUCGCGCUCCCGUUCACGUGAUUUAGGUAUCGACAAGAAACGACUACUCGAAAUAGCACGUAAAAAUGCCAUCAGUAUGUUCAAACGCGGGAACUUACCCGGCUGUGACGGCAUGUCACAGGAAGUGAAGGACAAAGUAUUGCUAAAAAUGCGCUACGGCGGCAAGACUGUGCAGGAUCUUACGGAUUUUUGUAAAAAAAUUUCAAACGGCGAAAAUCUAUCAGAUCUCAGCUCCGACGAAGAUUCCGACGUUGAUAAAAGUGGUAAUACGAAAGCAUUUCAUCAUCCCUUCCAGCUAAAAGAACGCGAGCCUAUCGUCAUGCACAUACGGAAUGCCGCAACAUUGCCGGUACGACCAACGUCAACCGAUCAGGUGAAGGCCAUAACGAUGCAGUUUCCUGUUUCGUCCGGACAGCAGCAUCGAAUGACUGAAGGAUGGGUGCCCGUGGUACCAAAAGAUAAUUUACCACCGUUACCAGCAUUGCCGACUGCUGCACAAGCAACUACCAUAUUUAAGCCGGGUGUCGUUAAGAAUGUCUUUGAGAAGUCCAUACCAGAAGAGCAACAAAAACCAGCAUUCAAACAGGUACAACCAGCGUCUACAAGUGGUAGUGCCGAAACUAAUGGUGCUUUGCCAAAUGAGAAUGGAGAAGCUGCAGUGGCACCCACAAUGUUACCCACGACGUCACCUAUAACGUUACCUACAACGUUACCUACACCGGUACUACUACCACCACCUGCGGCUAAACCUAACAUAGAUACAUCAAUCGCCAGUAAACCAUUCUUUUCUGUGCCGCAACAGAGUGUAGCUGUUGGAGGGCCUCAACCUAUGGUGAGUUAUUCACCAACAAUGGCAGCUCUCUUACCACCGUUAACUGUGCCACCGCCAACAAUGCAACAGGCUUUUGUGCCUGAUGUACCUGUUCCAUCAAGCACAGAUGCUAUGGGUGUGGUCAACAGUGUAUUUCCCAACCAAUAUGGACCACAAAUGGACGUGUCUAGUAUUAUAUCGAAACGCUUGCUAGCAAUGCGACGACUACAGGAAAAUCCUAUGGACCCAGAAGCUAUUAAAAUGAUGUAUAAUUCUCAGAAAGACAUGACUUCGUGGGUCUCAUCAAAACAUUUACCCGGUCAAUUUACAGGUAGCACAGGUGCUAAUGUACUUUCAAUGCGUGAAUUGAGUUCUGGACCACAGGCGUGGGCGCGCCGAGAUCAGCUAAUCACCUCACGUCCGGUUAGUGGUGGCAUGGGCAUGCAAUUGCUACAAAAAAUGGGUUGGAAACCGGGAGAAGGUUUGGGUCGUGAUAAAACAGGAUCUUUACAGCCGCUGCUGCUUGACGUGAAAUUGGACAAGCAUGGUUUGGUCGCGCGUGAAGACAAUACCGCUUACAAACAAAAGUUGUGUAAAAAACAGCGGCCUCAAAACGAUGUACAACAACAACAAGCGCUAUUGGAAAAACAUCCAGUUUGUCUGCUGAAUGAAUUAACAUCGAAACGAAAGUGGACGCCACCGCUGUAUACACUUGUGAACGAAGCUGGACCAUCGCACAGCAGAAUGUUCUUAUUCUCCGUAUCUAUAAAUGGGCACACUUAUACACCGUCUCAGGGCUCAAAUACGAAAAAAGAAGCCAAAUUGAUUUCCGCGCGCCAUUGUUUACAACAAAUGGGAAUCUUACCAAUGUAGUUUAAAGUGAUUUUUUUAUGGUAUGCAUGCCGGUCAGUCACUAUAAUCCGCGUGCUUUAUUGAUCUAAUUUAUUUUAUAUUAAAAAUAUAUCAUAGGAGUUGAAUUGAUUGAAAUAUUGAAUUUAAUUACAAUCGAGUACGUACAUACUUAAUUCCAUUAUAAAUGUGAAACUCUGUGAAACGAAGUGAACGCACUUAUAGUUAAACUAGCAGCUAGUGAUAUGAAUAAAGCUGUAUGUAAAUAAAUAAAUAAAUUUUUUCAGUCGAAACUUUA